Messenger RNA from Dryobates pubescens (Downy woodpecker), 1845 nucleotides. RefSeq names its product transmembrane serine protease 2 (gene TMPRSS2). The transcript has 15 exons. Gene Ontology annotation, cellular component: membrane. Gene Ontology annotation, molecular function: protein binding; serine-type endopeptidase activity. The record is from RefSeq and is a predicted model, not a curated record. Bases 278 to 1732 code for a protein of 484 amino acids. Gene Ontology annotation, biological process: protein autoprocessing. NCBI's taxonomy places the organism in Eukaryota, Metazoa, Chordata, Aves, Piciformes, Picidae.
GGCUGGUCCCGCCUCGGUGCCUUGCAUCCCGUCCCGCUUCAGCUCCGCUCCAGCGGAGGCAGCCCCAGAGAACAAGGAACAAAAAUACCUUCCUGUGCCUUCUGGCUUGCCCUCUGAGUCUGGGCAGAGCUACACUUUCAGACUCUGUUGUGACAAGCUAGGUAAGAAUGGAUGCGACAUAAAGUGGAAUUCCUGAAGCCUUAGUCACCAAUCUGAUGGAUUUACUGUUUGUGCUUUACUUCCAAACACUUGAACUGUUUCUGUACUGCUGACAAAGAUGACCUCUACUGUAAAUCCACCGCCAUACUAUGAAAAUCAUGGCUUUCAGCCAGAGCAUGUCUUCUCUGCCAGGCAGCCAGUUGGUGCUAACCAAUAUCCACAGUACUUUUUAACAAAUGUGCCGUCAGUGCCAACCUAUGUCCCAACCGUUGUUACCAACCAGUCAACUCAGCCAGUAGCAUCUUCAUCUGGGAGAACGUGUGCAUCAAGCAUAAAGAAAAUCAUAAUCAUUAUAAUAUUGAUUUUAAUAGUAAUUUGUUGUGCAAUUGCUGCUUUCUUCAUUUGGUAUCUUGUGGACAAUCGUUGUCUCAUGUCCUUAAUAGAGUGUGGAUCUUCAGGAGUAUGCAUUCCACCCUCACAGUGGUGCGAUGGAGUGAAUGACUGCCCCAGUGGGGAGGAUGAAACCCGGUGUGUUAGACUUUUUGGACCAAACUUUAUCCUGCAAGUCUAUUCACCUGUCACAAAAUCAUGGUAUCCUGUUUGCCAAGAUGGCUGGAAUGAUGAUUAUGGGAAGACUGCAUGUAAAGACAUGGGCUACAGUGUCGAUACAUAUUACUAUAGUCGAGGAGUAGCAGCUGAAAUCAGCUUUAAAACUUACAUGAAGGUGAACACAAGUGCUGGGAAUAUAGACUUGUACAAAAAGCUGUAUAGCAGUGAUUCCUGUGCAUCAGGAAGUGUGGUUUCUCUGCGCUGCAUCGAGUGCGGCCUGCCCACUAGAAGUGCGAACACUAUGAACAGAAUCGUGGGUGGCAGUGGGGCAGUACUGGGGCAGUGGCCAUGGCAGGUCAGCCUCCAUGUGAAGAACAUCCAUGUCUGUGGGGGCUCCAUCAUCACCCGCCAGUGGAUAGUGACAGCAGCACACUGCGUUGAAGGACGAUUUUCUGACCCAUACGGCUGGAGGGUUUAUGCUGGGAUUCUGAACCAGGAUGAGAUGCAUUUCGGAGGUGGAUAUGGAGUGCAACUGAUAAUUUCCCAUCCAGAUUAUGAUACAGACUCUAAAGACAAUGAUGUUGCUCUUAUGAAGUUAGAUACACCACUGAGUUUUACUGAUAAUGUACGGCCAGUUUGUCUCCCUAAUCCAGGAAUGAUGUUUGAGCCUAAUCAGCAGUGCUGGAUAUCUGGGUGGGGAGCAGAGUACCAAGGAGGUAAAACAUCAAAUAACUUGAAUUAUGUUAUGGUGCCCUUAAUAGAACAUACCAGGUGUAAUUCUGUCUAUAUCUACAAUGGCAUGAUUUUGCCUACAAUGAUCUGUGCUGGAUUUCUAGCAGGAGGAUUUGAUUCCUGUCAGGGUGACAGUGGAGGCCCGCUAGUAACUAACAAAAGCUCUGUGUGGUGGCUGGUAGGAGAUACCAGCUGGGGAACUGGCUGUGCUAGUCCCAAUAGACCUGGAGUGUAUGGAAAUAUGACUGUGUUUACGGAUUGGAUUUAUAAAAAUAUGCAGGCAAACAGAUGACAACGUUUUUCAGUCCCACUUGCUGAUUGAUGUUUCUGAGAACAAGAGUAAAUGAAGCCACGGGUGCCUGGGAUAUUUAUUCACUUUGCAGAUGAUUGUUGUUUGGUUUUUUU